Leishmania major strain Friedlin is the source of this 1569-nucleotide messenger RNA. RefSeq lists its product as hypothetical. NCBI's taxonomy places the organism in Eukaryota, Euglenozoa, Kinetoplastea, Trypanosomatida, Trypanosomatidae. The record is from RefSeq and is a predicted model, not a curated record. The transcript has a single exon. Bases 1 to 1569 code for a protein of 522 amino acids.
AUGGCGGAGAGCGCUGUUCUGACGCCGCUGAGUGCGCGCCACACCGUGUCGCCGCGAGACCGCAGUGCGCUCGCCACCGGUAUUUCGACCCUCUCGUCCCCGACGGAGGAGACGAUAGAAGUGGACGGCGCCACCACAACGCCGUCGCUACCGCCGGAAACACGAGUGAACGUCACGGAGAAGCUCAGUGACGACGGGGCCGAAAGGUGGCCCGGUGACCCAGAGCCGCCGUCCCAGGGCUGUGUCGCGUCGUCGUCUGCCGCGAAUGCGCACCUGCCUAUCUCGUCCCCAGCACUCGUGCGAGACGAGGGACACGCGCACAUCACCGCCGCUGACUACGCCGAUCGGCAGCGACUGCUGUACCACAUCACCUACCUGAGCACCCAGCUGCAACGCGCGCAGCUGCAGGUGGAAGAUCUCACGCGAACCGUCUGUGUGCUACGUGGUGCAGUGGGCGACUCCGCCGCGGCGACAGUUGCCAAGGCCGCUGUGAAGGAGGACGCCACAUCGGCAGCAGUGCUGGCCGCAAAGGAAGAGAGGGACGUGCACGCUGCCCUGCAGGCGUCCCUGGCGCUCUUUGACCCUGUGAUUGCGCAGACCCAGAUCUACCGCCUCGACGAUGCGCUGGCGCAGGUCGGGCUGCUGCGCGAGGCGGAGCUGGCCCAGCUGCGCAAAGCCAAUGCGGCGCUGCAGGAUCACCGUACGUUCGUCAGUCGCCUCUCUGAGGAGUUGGCGCAGCUGCGCAGCAAAACAGCAACGCUGGAGCAGGAGAAGCAGCGCACAGAGACGCAGCUAACCGCAGCUGUUCUCGAAGUCGAGCAGCUCCGCUACGAGGAGCGGCGACUCAACAACCGCGUGGCCGGCCUAGAAGAGCUUGCACAGGACGGCACUUGGAUGAGCAACGUGCGCGUUGUCAGCGCAGCCGCGGCGUCAACGCAGGCGAGCGUCUCUCAGCAGCAGCCGCUGGUGCGGCUGGAGCGCGAGGAGCAGUUGGCGCGGCAGGCGCUGCUGCUUCACGUCUUCUGGGACCCCGUGCUCAUCGCCUUCGACGCAGGCCUGACGUGGCUCUCCGAUAGCGCCGCGCUGCAAGCCAAAGGCUCGGCUGCGCAAGAGCAGCCGGUGGCUCCAGGCGGGGCCAAGGCUUUCGUGGGCGAGCGCGACCUCAUCUCACUGGCACAGGCCGGCAUCCUCGUCGAGACGCCGGCGCUUCCGACGGAUGCGGACCUGCUUCUCUUGCAGCGCCAGCAGGAGGAAGUAACGCAGCUGCGCUCUCGUGUGCAGCUGCUGCAGGAGCGCAAUCGCGUCGGCCAGCUUGAAAACGAGCGCCUCCAGUUUCUCUACGAGGGCGAGGUGCGGCGAAAUGAACGCAUGGCGAAAGACCACGCCGCGCAGCUGCAGCAGGCCUACGACGAGGUGGUGCGCGACCGGCAGUACAUCAUGAACAAGCUCAAGCAAGAGGUCGAGGAUCAAAUUCGGCUCGCUUAUGAAGACGGCAGAGCGUACGAGCAAAGCAGAGCCAAAAGCCGGCGCUCCCAGAAGGCAUUUCGCGCCGGCAAUGCCGUCCUGUGA